Molecule: messenger RNA, 2655 nt
Organism: Rhipicephalus sanguineus (brown dog tick)
Lineage: Eukaryota; Metazoa; Arthropoda; Arachnida; Ixodida; Ixodidae
Exons: 2
Coding region: 139-2220 (693 amino acids)
Source: RefSeq, a predicted model, not a curated record
CCGCUUCAGUCCGGUGCAGUGAUAGGCAAGCAAGUAAGCACUGGGAAAAUGUUGUGGUCUGGUUUCUGCUACUAAGCUUCUUCACUGAGAAGCACAAGGACCUUUGUUCAACGGCUGUCUACUUUCCCGCCACUAGUCAUGGACCACAAGAUGAGCAUCGGGACAGAACAGCUGUAUUUCGACGAACUCAAUCAACGCUUUUCGGGACUGAACCUGAACGUUCCUUGCAGUGCGGAAGGUGCUGCUGGCGAAGACGGCGGCAGCGUUCCGACGUCCAUCUGUCACAUCUUCGAUCGUCUGUCCCGCUGGAAUUACGUCCUAUGGCACGUAGGCUUGCAGUUGCGAGAACUCCGUGGUCCCGGAAGACUGUCCCUGGUACGGGUCGUCUACAAGGGCGGUGGCGGCUGCACGCAGCAAACGCAAAGCCACCACGCGCGGAUUCUCCUUCACGUUCUCCUGGUGAAGCACAGCUGCGUCGAGAGCCUAGACCUCGACGACGUCUUAAUGGAAGGCGGUGGGCUCGGCGAGUGCCGGGAGCUUGUCGUCUCGGCUCUUCGGAAAAACACGACCCUGCAAACGUUGACCUUGUGUAGUCUCUACGAGUACAAGAGCGUUUGUGCGGACCUGUUCGGAGCCGUCGGCACGAUGACGAACCUGCACGAGCUGACCGUGCUCGGCAGCGGCUUGCCGCAUUCGUUCGUUCAGGACGCAGUUUGUCCGCUUCUCGUGAGCACCACGUGUCUUACCACUCUGUCGAUACCGGGAAUCAUUUACAUCGAGGAAACCGGUACGCGCCUGGUCGACGCGCUCCUGCGCAACGAAACCGUCGAGAAUCUGUCAGUUCACGCCAGCAUCGCGAGUACGUGUCUGCGGAACGGAUUCUCCGAAUUCUCUCACUUUCUUGCCAACAGCGCGCGGCUGACCUCUCUGAGCGUGCAAGGCGUGUACGGGGAUCCCAACUUCACCUACCCAAUUAUCGAGAGCAUCGUUCCCCCGCUCGUCUUUAGCGGCAAGCUCCGGAAGCUCCGACUAUGGAACUUCCGGUUAACAGCGGAGUGUGCGGGUCUGCUGGCUGUUCUCGUGUCUCGACAGGAAGGGUGUCUUGAGAGUUUGGACAUCGGCGGCUGCUGCUGGAGCCCCAAGGGUUGGCCGGAACGAUGGUUUCAAGGUGAUUUGCCCGACGGCGAGCAUACAGGUGAACCCGCGCCCACGCAUAAGACCUGUCCCUGGAUUCGGAUGUUCGAUUCCACCGCACAAGUACAGCUCUCGUUCUUUGCCCUCAGCUUCGAAGAACUCAGGCUGGACGAACUGCGGGUUCUAUUGGACAGAGCCGCUGCCGUCGCAUCUCUAAGAAACAUCUCGCUGAGCGGCGUGCCACUGAACAAACUGAAGAAAGUUUGCCGAGUCAUCCGGAAGGCCAAAAUGUUCGGCCGAGUCCGUAUAGACGAAGUCUACUACGUCGACUCUUCGGUGUUGGCCGAACUUCAGUGCUAUCCGGAGGCGUUAUCUAAGAUGGCGAUCACGUCUUUCACGGAGCCGUGUUUGAAGGCGUUUGCAGGAGCGGUCCAGCUGGCAUGCACCUGUUUUCGGGUCACCCAGCUUGAACUCAACUUGACUCAGGAAUUCCUGUCCGACGUCCUGACUUUUCGCACGGUGAGCGAGUACUUGAGCACCGCCGUCUUACUGAAUGCGCUCUGGCUGACCGGAUGUGACGACCCGGAUCUCAGCCGUACCCUACGAUCGGCAGGCCGGCCUUACAGCGUACUCCUCGAGGCGAUAUUCAAGAACGUGGCCAUCCAAACCCUACGACUGAACGAGAUGCGCCUCGGUGAGGACAACUUACGUUUCCUGGUCGACGAAGUUGCCGCCAGCAAGAGCUUGUGCCAGCUCGUCUUCGCAUCCUGGGACCCUACGGAAAACGGCAUGUUUGUUCGGUUGCUUGCCGCCAAGUUUUGGGAUAACAAGACCAUCUCUUACUUGCGUGUCCUGGAACGUACGGACUGUGUAGACGAUGAGUGGUUCGUCAUUGAAGACAUCAUCGGCCGUAAUACGGGAUACCUUACGUGCGCGGCGCACUGUGUAUUGCGCAAGGACGACUCGCCGCGCUGCACGGCUGCCUUCGGCGUUGUCUCAGGCACUCCCGCCCUGAUGCGGAGAGUGGAGGAACUAAGGAACAAGGUACAACCACCAGGCCCUUUUCGGAGAACUUCUGGAGCUUAGACCCGUUCGUGGGAAUCUUUUGGGUGGAGUCCCACGCUUUACCAAGUUUAGUAAGACAAAGAGGACCAGCCAUAUUCUUUGACACCAUAUAGAUACACAUCAUUUCAUCAGUUACCAUUUUGUACUGCCAUACUGUCUGUCUAUUGGCACUUUUUUCAGCUGUCCGUUGUGUGCAAUGUCGUAGUCAUUGAGACAAGAGGAAAUGAAACGUGAACAUUAGGCCAUUAUAUCAAGCUGUUUCGUUACCGCGAGAUGUGCCACAAGUGUCCCAUUAGUACUGCAUUUUAUUUUUUUAUCGGCAUCUCUUUUUAUGAAAACUCUUGCUCAUGUUUAUUACCAUUACCGGCUUCACAUUGUUCUUGGAUGCGAAAGAACGUUUUUAUAUUUGACGAUGCGUCAGAUUUUGAGAAUCUGCGAAAUAAACUGAGUGGUCCA